Messenger RNA from Abrus precatorius (Indian licorice), 354 nucleotides. Its product is annotated as protein RSI-1-like. The coding region runs from base 1 to 354 and encodes 117 amino acids. The transcript is spliced from 4 exons. NCBI's taxonomy places the organism in Eukaryota, Viridiplantae, Streptophyta, Magnoliopsida, Fabales, Fabaceae. The record is from RefSeq and is a predicted model, not a curated record.
AUGGCCAAAAUCCUAAGUAUCGCUAUUGUCUGCUUAGUUGCAAUGUUUCUUCUUCUUGUAGAGAGCAAUGCUGAGAUUUUUCUUACUCCCACCGAGGCUCCAACUCCAGCUCCAGCUCCAGCUCCAGUUCCGGCUCCAAAUGGAACUACUGAAGGCAGUCUUCAACCCGAAGAAUGUGGCCCUCGUUGCGAAGAAAGGUGCUCGAAGACUCACCAUAAGAAGCCAUGCAUGUUUUUCUGCCAAAAGUGUUGUGCUACAUGCUUGUGUGUGCCUCCUGGAACUUAUGGAAACAAAGAGAUUUGCCCGUGCUAUAACAACUGGAAGACCAAAAGGGGUGGACCCAAAUGCCCUUGA